Ceratitis capitata (Mediterranean fruit fly) is the source of this 1043-nucleotide messenger RNA. RefSeq lists its product as uncharacterized. Bases 108 to 1016 code for a protein of 302 amino acids. NCBI's taxonomy places the organism in Eukaryota, Metazoa, Arthropoda, Insecta, Diptera, Tephritidae. The record is from RefSeq and is a predicted model, not a curated record. The transcript is spliced from 5 exons.
CAAAAUGUAAAAGUGUUUAUUUUUCUUUUCUUUUUCUUUUCUUCGAGAACUUCCUUUGUACACAAAUAACAGGGAUCGGUUUUACCUCGGUUGACAUUUGCAGCGCAAUGCCAUUGGUGAAAAUAAUCGGUGCCCAGCCCACAACGUCCACAGCCGCGGCGGUGGCCAUUGAAGUGGCGACAUUUACCCGAAAUCAAUCUCUACCGCCUGAGCCACCGCCAAGCAAACCCAAAUUCCCACAACCGAGGCAAGAGCAAAAGGAGGAAAUAAAAUUUUGGGGAAAAGUACCGUUGUGGAAGGAUAAAACACCGGAAGGUGUACUCGCCGCGCGUAAGAUCCACACCGAUUUCCUAAUAGAGGUGCACAUGCAUGCGCUCUUCUAUCUAAUUUUGGCCAUCAUAGAAUGGAUUAUGCUGUAUAAAAUCGCAGCAGUUGUUAGCUUCGUUCGGCGUCAUUACUGUCUGGCCUUAGUGCCGUUUGCGUGUAGCUUCACGAUGCUGGUUACCCUGGUAUUCUUCUACGAUCUCAUAACGAAAGACAGACAUAAAGCGGUGUUUUACAUCUACACGUUUAUAAUGCUUCAGCUUUCCACCAUUGCCGUGGCUAUGCCGAUCUCUUCCUCCGUUUUUAGCCAGUUGCUGUUCUCUGGUAUCAUUUCAGCGAUUGUCAUAAUUGGCAGCAUCGUAGUAGCGCAAUCCAGGAAAGAUUUUUAUAUAUAUAAACCACGUUUCAUAUUUGCUUGGACCUGCCGAUGUUUCUUGGUUGCCUCAAUGGGUAUUAUAGUGGGAAUAUCACUGAAAAGUCCACACUUCGAUGUGGUGAUGACAUUGACAAUGUUAUUUUUUAUGUCCGUGUAUAUACUUAUGUGUGGACGUGCAAUAAGCCGUGCCGAAUUCAUUUGGAUGGACACUUAUGGACCACAUAUGUAUGGCACAUUGUUCUAUAUGAAUUAUAUGACGCUCUACUCGAUGGGCGUAUUGCUCUUUGUGGAAAUACAUGAAGUUGGGAAAUUAUAAUGAAAAAUAGAGAUAUGUAUAUAUAUA